ACAGCAGACAGAAGGACACUGGUGGUUUCUGACACCAGGGGGGUUAAAUCUAUCCACUGUCACCAGUAGUUUCUUUCUGCCCAUCAGUGGUCACAUACUGCACCCGGCUGCAACAUCCACCACAACAGAGCCGCCGCCGCCAUGGCAAUUACCGACUUUCUCGCUGCCUCCGACAUCACUUCAGCCAUUAACGCUUGUAAAGGGAAGGAUUCCUUCAGCCCCAAGAUGUUUUUCAAAACAGUGGGUCUAUCGAAGAAAACUCCGACAGAGAUCGAGGGGGUCUUUAAGAUUUUGGACCAGGACAAGAGCGGCUUCAUAGAACAGGAUGAGUUACAGCUGUUCCUGCAGAACUUCUCCAAAGGAGCGAGGACCCUGACGGCUGCCGAGACCAGAGCUUUCCUGCUGGAGGGAGACUCAGAUGGAGACGGAAAGAUCGGAUGGGAAGAGUUUUCUGCAUUGGUCAAGUCUUCAUAAAAUCAUGGCCGAUCGCUAUGAUAUGUCGUAUGGUGAUAUUCUCAGGGCAGACCUCCCUCUUACAAUGUUUGCUAGCUACAGUUAACACAACGGACUCAACCCGAAGAUUCUUAUGUGUUUAGAUUAAUAAUGUAUGUGGUAGAUUGAAUGGGAAGUGAUGUAAUAAAGAAAUUAAAGUAGACCACAAAAUCAAUGUCAAUCAAUGUGUUUUUCCCUGCCAGAAAAGAGAAUAAAUAAACAUACUUUUUCUCCAUGUGAUGUCCAUG
This is a messenger RNA of Acanthopagrus latus (yellowfin seabream), 740 nucleotides long. RefSeq names its product parvalbumin, thymic-like. The transcript has 4 exons. The coding region runs from base 142 to 474 and encodes 110 amino acids. The record is from RefSeq and is a predicted model, not a curated record. Gene Ontology annotation, cellular component: nucleus; cytoplasm. Gene Ontology annotation, molecular function: calcium ion binding. Lineage: Eukaryota; Metazoa; Chordata; Actinopteri; Spariformes; Sparidae.